Molecule: messenger RNA, 3694 nt
Organism: Chinchilla lanigera (long-tailed chinchilla)
Lineage: Eukaryota; Metazoa; Chordata; Mammalia; Rodentia; Chinchillidae
Gene: Tmem72
Product: transmembrane protein 72
Exons: 5
Coding region: 178-1005 (275 amino acids)
Source: RefSeq, a predicted model, not a curated record
CCAGCAGAGCUCACACCUCUUGGGCUGCGGUGGCCAGAACUGGCUAGAGUAGGCAGGGCUCUGCUCAGGGACCCACCAGCAGCCACAGUUUCUGUCUUCCUGCACACAUAGUCCUCCCAAGCAUCCUUGGGCCAGAGCCUUUGCUGACUGCCCACUGGACUUGCCUGCACCCCCACCAUGAAGCUCUGGGUGUUCUGGACCGGGCUGGAGUACACCUGCCGGAUCCUGGGCAUCGCUACUGCGGCAGUGUUGAUCAGCGUGGGCACUGAAACCCUCCUCCAGGGGCAGUUCAAAAGCCUGGCCUUCUAUCUGCUGUUCACAGGCACUGCUAUCGCCGUGUGCGAAGGGGCCUACUUCGUGGCGCAGCUGCUGGCCAUCUGCUUUAAGUGCCAGCCAGGGUCACUGGCCCACGUGGCAAGAGAGAAGGCCCACUGGCUGGGCUGCUUCCAGAAGUUCGUAGCCUAUGUGCUGCUGUCGGUGGCCUGCUUCCUCCACCCGGUACUGGUGUGGCAUGUGACCAUCCCAGGCUCCAUGCUCAUUGUCACGGGCCUUGCCUACUUCCUGCUAAGCAAGCGCAAGAAGACCAAGACCGGGGCUGCGGGGCUGGCCACCCCUGAGCAGUACAAAGAUCCCUCAGGUAGCACUGUGAGCACCAUGGACUCUGGGGACACAGAGCAGACCUACACCUUCCACGGGGCCCUCACGGGGACGUCCAGCUCCCUCUUCACCCGCAUGAAGAGCCUCCUGUGGGGGGCCGGGGGAACUGGCAGUGUGCCCCACCCCAACACCACAACCGAGGUGCCACUGCAGCCUGAGGACGGCCUGGCCAGGAAAAAGCAGGUGCACUUCCAGGACAAGGUGGUCAGGAUCAUCCCGUCCCUCGCUGAGGCACAGGACGAUGGGGACAGCGAGCCAGAGGAAACCACCUCCGACACGGCGCCCAUCAUCCCGGCUCCCCAGGCCCCACACCUGCUGUCCUCGCUUGAGGCUCUCGAUCUGUACUGAGCGGCUCGGCAAGGGAAACAGUCCAUGGCCAGUGCUUCUGACAUGCAGAGAAGCACGGCGUCUUUACAAUCAGGUUCUCCAGAGAGACCAGACACCUCAUGGUGGCCAGUCCUCUGGGCCCUCAGGGCUAUCAGGGAGGACACAACCUGGAAGGCACCACUAAGCACAGGGUUCUCCCUUCUGGCCUUGGAAGGGAAAAUCCUUGCUGUGCUGAGAUGGUGGCUCCCAGCCCACACUGGCUGCAGGGUCACUGUCUCUGCCUGUACUGGACAGAGGACAUCGACCUGGCAGAUGCCACCAGGCUGGCCCUGCUCCCAGCCCAGAGCUCCCCUGCAAACCCACCUCUGAGAGCCUAGGAACACAGUGGCAGCCAGAGCUGGUACUGGAUCCUAGGUGGGUGUAGAGUGUGGCCAUGGGCUCCAACUGAGAUUGCUGCAGUGGGGACCAAGGCUGCAGACUUCAGGGCUGGAACAGCUGCUAGGAGCUGAAUUUUGAGUCACAGAGCCACCAGGGGAUAAUUCUGCUCUGUGUCCACUGCCAGGAGAGCUGGGGUGUGGGUGCUGCUCACUCCAGAAGCACCACUGAGGGCUUCCUCGCCCUGAGUUCCUUAAGAGCCUAUGCAGACAAGAGCCCAGGCACAGCCUACAGAACUAGCUGUGUGUCUGCAGGAACCAGGGCAGAGCUGAGGCAGCCACAGCAUGAGAAGUGGCCUUGCCAUGUGGACGCCUAGCUGUGGACAGGUAGCGCACACAGGGGUGUUCACAGUGAGCAGGGAAGAAGGCAGAGAGGGAGGAGGAGGACCGAAGGGUGGCGGGCAGGCUGGGUCUGCCGCGUGGGCUGCAGAAGGGAAGUGAGCCAACAGGAAGAAAGGAGUCAGAACCAGAUAUUUCCUAGUAAAGGACUUGCAGUGUGAUGUCCACUUCUGAAAGACGCCCUUGUCCUUGAGGCCACUGCAGGAAGAACAACCUUGUUGAUCCUCGCAGUCAGCACGAAGCAGCAGCAGGAAGGGCUUGGUGAGCCUCAGAUCAUAAGGCUCACAGUCUGCAGAAGGAUACCUGUCCCUGCUGUGGGCUUCUCAAUGCAUUGUCUUGCAAAAGUAUGGAAAAGAGGCCCCAUGGAGGCGGGCGGUGUCUGUCACUUGGGUUCUCUUGCAGUCGUCCACCCUCCUUUCACAUCCAAGGGCCAGUGGCUGAUGGAUGCAACCCCUGUAGCCCUCAUGCAGAGGAGAGCAGAAUCUGAGGGUGCUCAGACUUGAUCAGGAGAGUGGAUGGUGUGGGAAAUGGGCCAAGUAGUUGGAGUCUUGCCCAACACACAUGGAUCCUAUCUGAAUGUGACCACCACAGACCCCUGUGACAUGGGGUGCCAGACCUUGAGUGUCACAGCAGCCCCAUCCCUGGAUCACCAAAAGCAAACCAGAAGAUGUGAGCUCAGAGUUGUGUAAUAAACACUCAUGCAAGCCCAACAUCAGGCCCUGGGUAGCGUGGGGGGGCCAUGCGUGGCAGAUCCAGAUGACAUUUAGGCUUCAUGAGGACUAUCACCAGUUAACACAGAGUCUGCUCUGGAUGCAGGAUUAGAGAGCAAAGCUGGUAGCACCUAGGUUGGCAAAGUGAAGCUCUCAAACAGUUUUACUGCUCCCCCCAAAAUGUCAUGGACAGACAAGGAUCCUCACUGGGUCAUAGGACCACCUGAGAAAAUAUCCCCCCCCGGUGAGCGAGUGAGCACACCCAGCUCUUCUUGGCCCCUCUCUGACCACUCAUACCCAUGCCGUGUCCCCUGUCCCCUGUCCCCUGUUCCCUGUACAGCAGCUGUGGAAACAAUCCCAGCCCUGAGGAAAACUGGUGGCCCUGUGGUGACUGCAGUCCACGCUCAGGACAAAUGUUAGCUGAGGCUUUGUGGAGUGGGACAGUGGUUGGCAAGACAGUGCACUGGCCUUUGGCCACCCAUCUGCCUCUAGCACCGCCCCAUCUGCCGCUAAGAGGAGUUCUUGAUCUUGUUGCUGCUACUCACAUACUGCAAGAGAACCUGGGCCUGGUGUGUUGAGGUCUUGGCCAAGAGCUUUCAGCUGACAGAUCCCAGGUCACAGUCAGGGCACCACGCCCCUAUUGCUGGAGGACCUCAGGGUCACAAAGCUCAGGGAAUUUCCACUCCAGGCACAGCCACAAGGGCUCUGUCCUCAACCCUAGAAUCCAGAGCAUCAGCCUGGAGAAGGCCGGACUGCCAGCCCAGUGAGACAAAAUCCACAGGGACCCCAACUCCUGGGGAGCUGGGCCUUCGGGUCUUCUUUCUCAACAGCCUUAACUUGUUCUUGUUUUUAUUUGGUUGGUUGGUUUUAAUUUUCUUAAGUGUCUUUAUUAAGAUAUAACUUCAAUACCAUAAAAUUCACCAGUCUAAAGGAUACAGUUAAAUGGUUUUUACUAUAUUUAUAAUACAAGUUCACCACAACCACCACCAUCAAAAUUCACAACAUUUUCAUCUCCAAAAAAGAAACCCACAUCAGUACCCAUUAGCCAUCCCUCUUUUUUCCAUCUCCCGCCCUAUGCAACCACCAAUCAACUUUUUAUAAAUUUGCCUGUUCUGGGCAUUCGAUAUAAAUGGAACAAUGUAGUAAAAUAUAGUAUGAUCUUUUUUAAAAAAUAAUAUCUAUCGGGGGCUGGGGAUUUAGCUCAGCGGCACAGCGCUUGCCUGGCAA